AUGGGUUCCGUGAAUCAAGGACUACCGUGGGAGAAGAGAGUGGCUGCGAAGCGGCAAGCUUGCGCGGACAAGAUCCCAGCAGCAUGGAGAAUCCCCGAUAACUUCCUGGACAACUUCCAGACCCCCUUGGCAGAGAAGAAGAAUAAUCUUAUUGAAGCCGAAGCGGUUCGAAAAUCAGGAAUCUUGACUGAACAAGAACUGCGAAUUACAGAGAACUACACUGUCGCCGAGCUUCUCUCUGCAUUGGCAGAUGGUACUUUGACAUCGGCCGAAGUAACGCUUGCUUAUUCCAAGCGUGCGGCUGUUGCUCAGCAGUUGGUGAACUGUCUCACGGAGAUUAUGUUUGAAGAGGCCAAGGAGCGCGCUCAAUAUCUGGAUACUCUUCGGGCGCAAGGUCAACUGGUGGGGCCACUCCAUGGCCUUCCAGUUAGUAUCAAGGAUAAUUUCCACAAGAAGGGUACUGAGGCGACAAUUGGAAUGGUAUCUUUCUUGGAUGAAGUUUCGCAGGAAAACUCCCCUUUGGUUGAUAUUCUCCUCAAGCUGGGGGCCGUCAUUUAUGUCAAAACCAAUGUGCCCCAGACAAUGAUGACCUCCGACUCUGAUAACAAUGUCUUUGGAAGAACUCUGAACCCCUGGAAUACCUCAUUGGGGCCAGGCGGUUCGAGUGGAGGCGAGGGUGCUUUAAUCGCUCUCCGAGGCUCCCCACUGGGAGUGGGAACUGACAUUGGUGGCUCGGUCCGAAUUCCGGCUUUAUGCUGCGGAACAUAUGGCUUCCGGCCCAGCGCUGCGAGAAUACCUAACGGAGGAAUGCGGGCGUGCACAACGAGUGGGAUGAAGUUUCUUCUAUCUUGUGCAGGUCCGCUGUCCCUGGAUCUGGAUGGUAUUGAGACAUUCUUCAAGUCCGUUUUUGGUGCUCAGCCAGCUUUGUACGACUCCACUAUCCUCGACAUUCCAUGGCGGCAAGUAUCCGCAAAGCCAAUCUUGAGAAUCGGCAUCUUUCCCGAGAGCCCUGCAUUCCCUCUGCACCCACCUGUCAGGAGAGUUUUAGCCGAGGCGGCCCGCUUGCUAGAGGCUGAAGGUCACAAGCUAAUUCCCCUUGACGUUGAGGAAUGUCAAAUUUUGCGGGCGAAUGAGAUCGCCUGGAAUAUCUUCAGCCUCGACCAAGGUGCCCUGGGCCAUAUUCGGUCAUCUGGGGAGCCCCCAGUUCCAUCUCUAGUUCAUGUUGGCAAGGUAGUUGAGAAGUUGAAGAGCUCGACUCAUUUGACUUUGCCGGACUUGAGCGAGAUGGAUCGCAUGGAAAAGCUGGCUUAUCUCAAUACACUCCGUGCGGAGCUGCGCGAAGUAUACCGGAAAAUGUGGGUGCGACAUGACCUGGAUGUCUGCAUUGCACCUUCAGCUCAAAAUACUGCAGUGGCGCAUGACAUGUUUGCCAUUGCGCCAUAUACCACCAUCUUCAAUUGCCUGGAUUAUCCAUCCUGUGUCAUUCCAUUCGGAAAGGUAGGUGGAUCGGAUGCCAACGAAGCUUUCGAGCUGAAAGAGGAUCAAACUGCACCGCAAUACAAUUUCGAGCAACUUGAAGGCGCGCCAUGUUCCAUCCAAGUAUUUACCACCACCCUGCGGGAUGAAGAAUGCUUGCAAAUGACCAAGCAAAUUGACCAAUGCCUGAAAGGCACAGCCUAG
Molecule: messenger RNA, 1680 nt
Organism: Penicillium subrubescens
Lineage: Eukaryota; Fungi; Ascomycota; Eurotiomycetes; Eurotiales; Aspergillaceae
Product: Amidase
Exons: 6
Coding region: 1-1680 (559 amino acids)
Source: RefSeq, a predicted model, not a curated record